This is a messenger RNA of Paramuricea clavata, 7641 nucleotides long. Lineage: Eukaryota; Metazoa; Cnidaria; Anthozoa; Malacalcyonacea; Plexauridae. The record is from the annotation of a GenBank genome assembly.
AUGAAUGCAGAGGUAAGCGCAUUAAACGAUAACAAUACGUUUGAGUUAGUCCCACCACCAAUAGAUCGACAGAUAGUGGGGGGAAGAUGGGUUUACGCUGUAAAAAUCGGCCAAAAUGGGGAAGAAACCCAUAAAGCAAGAUAUGUAGCUAAAGGGUAUUCUCAAAUUCCUGAGAUUGAUUAUCAGGAAACGUUUGCCCCGACAGCUCGCAUGAGCUCAAUUCGUACAUUGCUACAACGUGUUGUGCAGAAUGACAUGAUCAUUCACCAAAUGGAUGUCAAGACCGCCUACCUUAAUGCGCCUAUAGAUUGUGAGCUCUAUAUGGAACAACCAGAAGGUUUUGAGGAACAUGGUGAGAAUGGUGAAAAAUUAGUAUGUAAAUUAAAUAAGUCAUUAUAUGGUUUAAAGCAAAGUGGGAGAAACUGGAAUAAUUUAUUACACGAGUAUCUGCAAAAGGAGGGUUUUACUCAGUCACAGGCUGAUGCAUGUGUGUAUGUGAGAAUGAUUGACUCGAAGCGAUGUGUUAUAAUAAUUGUAUGGGUUGACGAUAUCAUUAUCGCAGCCAGUCAUUUUGAAUUACUAACAACUGUAAAAGAAUCUUUAGGUGAAAGGUUCAAAAUGAAAGACCUAGGUAAGCUAUCGUGGUUUUUAGGUACAGAGUUUAAAUGCAAGGAAUCUUGCAUCGAAAUGAAUCAGAAACAAUAUAUUGAAAAAGUAUUGUUGAAGUUUGGGAUGGCUGAUUGCAAGCCCAAGCCUACUCCAUGUGUUUUAGGUAUCGAGAAGGUCUCAGACGAAGAAUCACCAAGCUUAGAAGACCCAGGUGAGUAUAGGGCUAUUGUUGGGAGCUUAAUAUACGUUAUGACAGGCACCAGGCCUGAUUUGUGCUAUAUAGUGACGAAGCUCUCACAGAAAAUGUCUAAGCCCACAAGAGCCAAUGUCGACUUGGCUAAACACGUUUUAAGGUAUUUGAGGGGUACAUCUGAGCAAGGUUUGACAUUUAGGAAGUCAAACGUUCCGCUAAGGUUGAACGGAUUUUGUGACUCCGACUGGGGCGCAUCAGUAGCCGACAGGCGGAGUAUAACUGGCUAUAAUUUUCAGUUGUCUUCAACAGGUCCUUUAAUAUCCUGGAAGAGCCGUAAACAACCAACAGUUGCACUCUCUACAUGCGAGGCAGAAUAUAUUGCGCUUGCAAAUGCCGUACAGGAGGCAAAAUUUUUGAAACAAUUAUGUAUCGACAUGAAGGUAAGUAUAAGUGAUGAUAAUGUACUUAUUCAAGUAGAUAAUCAGGGAGCUAUAAACUUAGCUAGAAAUCCCGUACACCAUCAAAGGUCGAAACAUAUAGAUAUUAAGUAUCAUUUUAUAAGAUCCGAGAUACAGGUAGGUACCAUAACUUUGAAAUAUGUUCCUACUGAGGACAAUAUAGCUGACGUCUUCACAAAGCCAGCUAGCAAAGGUAAGUUAGAAAAAUUUAAGCACUUCAUGUUAGGUUUAUAAAUGCGCUGCGUAAUACAAAUAUAUUAGAAAUUAAAAAAAAAAAUUAUUGAUGUAAUUUAUAUAGAUGCUCAGAACAUAAGAGCAAGUGGGGGGUGUUAGAAUAUGCUCCUGAUAUUCUGUUGACAAUGAUAAUAAGAUUAUUAGUUAAUGAAUGACAUUGAUUACUAUAGAUAUGUAUGUAAAAUGUAAUCUCUGGAUACCACAAAUUCCAGUACAAAUAGUUGCUCCAUGUACCAAACUGUAUACCAUUUAUGGUAAUAGAAUGUGAUAUGUCAAAAUACUUAUUAUAGAUAUAAUCUUGUAUAUAUAUAUGUGUGAUUUUUAUUAUUAAAUACAUUCUUUUGUAAAACUCCAAAGUUGUAUGUUGUGCUUCGUAUUCGAGAAAGAGCGAUGGCAACGGUACAAAACCCAACAACAUGUAUAUAUUCUUUUUCAACACAAUUUUUUACGGCAAACCUCAAAAAACGCUUUUAAUUAACCACAAAAUUUUUUGUUUCUGCGCCAUGUUGGUUGACUUGGAUAUAUUUGUCAUUCACUCAUCCAACAUGGCAGCGAAAAAGAAAAUGCAUUUACAUAUUGUGAAAAAUCACAAUUCUUCCUAAAACUCCACAUGAACAAUUAACAUGACUGAAAAAUAACAUCUCAGUUUCUAUAUUCCAUAUACCACUACCUGCGCGCUGUUUUAGGAGAUUGUAUAAAGUGUAUGUGAUGGAAACGGAACUCACUGUGGUGGAAUCCCCUUUUGCAUUAUAGCCACGCAACGAAGUAGUGAAGCGAUUGCCGGAUUGCGACCAUAGAUAGUAGCGUGCUUAAACGAUGUUUUUGUCAAUCCGCAAUCUCGUUCCCCGAACCUGCGAUCCUCGGGAAGGAACGUGAGGCUCCAGGUGAGGCUCUGGAAUAAUCCGUUGCCGGAAGCCAGCUACACUGGCUAAGAUCAUGAACUGUGCAUUCCAUAUCAACGGCCAAUCAGAUUCCUCCCUGAAACGGAUUAUCCCAGAGCCUCACGUUCCUUCCCGAGGAUCGCAGGCUCUGGGAACGAGAUUGUGAACACGGACGCCAGAUUGCCGAUGGGGGACUGGAUUGAAAACUGUUUGUGUCAGUUUGUGGUGAUCUUCAAUGCAUAUGACCACGGUUAAUAGACGUAAUAUGACAAAACGUACGAUUCUUAAAGUUUUUGCUUCCUAACCCGAUGCCGCCAAAAUUAGUUAAAGAUAGGGUACGGUCCGGUUUCCGCAUGCGCACACAGGAGUCUCCGGCCAUAAUAUAAACACUUUAAUUAGGUUUGUAUUUCAUUUUAUGUUCUUGCAAAGCCUGAUUGUUGUAUCAUGAUAAUUUAUUAUACUGUAGAAGCAUGAAAUAUAAAUAGUUGUCGAAUAAAGUUUAAUAUUUUGAAUACCGAAAUGUAAACAAGUCAAACAAAGGCUUUGUUUACAUACGAACUGGGCAUGUUGUAAAGGACGGACUGGACCGGACUGGGAAGACGCGGACUGAGUCCGUGUUUUACAAAUCGCAAACUGAGAUUUGACCGCGUUUUCCCUACGCAAGCCUUCGUCUCAAAUUUCAAAUUUCAACCUGCGAACGGGCAUACUCAUUACGGGCUGUAUGGCCUGCGGAGGAGGUAGGCGUUUUCCCGGUCCAGUCCGGUCCGUGUUUUACAAAAACGUCGCUUGCUUAAGACACAGAAUACUACACAGAAGGCCAUCUCCAUUGUUUUUAGCGUAAGCGCUAUUCGCCAUGAUUCGUCACUCAGCAAGUACCGUAAACAGAAGCAGUCCCCCCCUGGAAAUACUAAAAAUGGCGAACGUCCAGGGGGGUGACUGCUUCUGUUUACGGUACUUGCCGAGUGACGAAUCAUGACGAAUAGCGCUUACGCAAAAAACAAUGGAGAUGGACUUCUGUGUAGUAUUCUGUGCUUAAGAGGAGAUUUUUUUGUAUAUUACGUAACACGCGCUCAGAACUAAUUGAGGUUAUGACUAAAUUCAAAAUUUCUAUUUUUCGAUACGUUUCUCAAUCGGCAAACAAACUUACAAAGUAUGUUUAGUGCUUUAUGUGUAAAAUAAUGCUAAAAUGAAGAGAUUUUAGAUGAUACGCCAAAGAGAAAAUGAUGUCUGAAGUUCAGUAAGUUUUGCUUAUAUGACUGUAAAAAUGGCGUCAAUUUUAAAGCAUCAUUGGUAAUUGUAUUUUAAUUGACAAUUUUUACUAUUAUUUUAUGUUUCUCAACCGGCAGAUGCAUUUAAAAAGGUAGCUAACUCUAUAAACUAGAGAAUAAAGGUAAAACAACAUAAUUUUGAGAGGAACGCCAAAAAUAUUUUAGGUUUUGAACACUUUUCAUCGCAAAUACGUGACAUUGAAAAAAAUUGCCUAUUAAUAAUUAAUUAAGAUUAAUAUUCAGCGGAACUCAGCUGCUUCCGCUUUCAUAUCAAAACUCAUAGCAUAGAUUAAUUAAGCUCAUAGUUCACCCAAGUUUAGUCUUGUGUAUCACUGGUUAAAGACACAAAAGUAAAAAAUUGAUUCAUAUAUUACAAUUCAAAGUUACAAUCUUUAACUAAGAAUGGCGUUAGUCUUCGUUCUGUGGUAUAGCGUGGUAUAUUUCGCAAGUAUCGUGUCGACUACUCAAGCUAUCGAAUGCCAAGGCACAGCGCGAUAUACGUUAACCUUUCAAGGGGAAUGGACAAGCCAAACUCAUCAAAAUUUUCCAAGUGGCGCUCAUUUCUCAACCCUCGUAGGCUGUAGUCAUAAGGCCUCCUAUGUGAUGUGGACACCAGGAAUAACAGCGACCACAGGAGUUCAAGAUGUGGCAGAAGACGGUAUACAAUUUUUAUUAGUUAUCCCAUUUCGGGCUUUUCAUAACUUAUUUACAGUAACUAUUAUACAAAUAUUACUAAUAUGCUAUGUCUGAGUCAUUAACAGCCUUGUUGGGGGUCUAAUUUAAAUGAACUAGGAGUUACUAUCGCAAGGAAAAUGCUGCCGAUAUGUACAUGUAGGAUGUGCUACAAAAAGAGCGUUUUUCACUGUAUGUAUGAUUUAUUGUCUUACACAUCGUCGUUCCUCAGUUACCUUCGUACAAUUAUAUCUUACAUCUAAUCUUAUGAAAAGUAUAUUUUAAUAUACUUAACAGUGCGACUUUGAUAGUUGACACAUAAUAUAAAUGAUAAAAUGUGAAUAUUAUUGAAUGAUUUUGUCACUCAUACAACUUUUACUUUGGCUAUUCAAACAAUUGAUUUAAAAUAGUUGAAUUUAUACUUACUGGGAUGUUAUAAUUGCUUAUUGGGAUGUUGAAAUUAUGUUUGUUUUAAAUACAUUUAAUUGAUAUUCCAUAAAUUCAUUUUGUAUGAUUUCAUUGACCUUGACAUUGUUCAAAAUCAUUUUGUAUUGUAUUGAAACUGUAUGUCUAUGACCUAUGUUAUGUGCUAUAUUAACCCAUUGAGUCGCAUUGCACCCUGAUGCACCCUACUUUGAACAGUAUUUUACUCUGUCUAACGCCAGACGAUUUUACUCGUCAAGGGGUGAGUGCUGGCGCUUAAUGGGUUAACUGAUCUAUCUGCCCAUGUGUCUAGUUAACCCAUUGGGUCGCAUUGCACCCUACUUUGAACAGUAUUUUACUCUGUCUAACGCCAGACGAUUUUACUUGUCAAGGGGAGAGUGCUGGCUCUUAAUGGGUUAACUGAUCUAUCUGCCCAUGUGUCUAGUUAACCCAUUGGGUCGCAUUGCACCCUGAUGUACCCUACUUUAGUAUUUUACUCUGUCUAACGCCAGAGUAUUUUACUCUGUCUAACGCCAGACGAUUUUACUCGUCAAGGGGAGAGCGCUGGCGCUUAAUGGGUUAACACGCCCAAAAUCUGUACUAAAACUGCUCUUUCUGUUUUGUGAUUGGCACAGUUUAAUCAAAGAAUCCUCCCGUUGAACCAGAGCCUUCACAAUAUUUCAAUUUAUUAUUAACUGAAGGCUCUGGAAUCCAGGAUAGCUUGCCAUUGAAUACAGUGCAAUGCUUAUAUUUCUGAAUGAAUAAGAUCAUACUCAGAACAGUCAGAACUGCAAAACUAUAUUGUUAGAAAGAAGUUGAAGUUGUGAGCAUUAUUGUGGUAACACAGCCAUAUGUAUAUAUCAAUGUAUGUCAGUAGAAUCAUGUUUAUAGGCUUUAUAUAUAACUGAGGCCUUAUACAAGUCAUAUCUUAUACAAAAGUCAGUUGAUAUGCUAUAUUACAUGUAAUUGCUGAUAAGUCCAUAUAUGCAGACAACAAUCCACACUGGGUAGCUCUAGGAAUCUUGUUAAGCCUGAUUUAACAACAUCCCGCGUUUGUUUUUAAACUAUAAACAUUUAGAAAUAGAACGUACCGAACACUAUUAUAUACUCACCGCCUUUGGCUUUGCACAUAUUAAGUGACAUAACAAACAAAUAAACUAAAAGUUCAUUUGCUUCUUGUAUCAGCAUAAAGGCAUUAAUCAUUACUGUCGAUUUGGUCGGGAAUAGAUCAGUGAUUCAGUGGGUAUUAUAAUUGCCGAUAUAUUCUUGAAAUCAUUUUGUUUCAAUGCCUCUAUAUCGAAGUUCAAUACACUAAAGUGACUAAACAAGUAUAAACAGCAGAUUUAAAUAUAAAUGCCUUCAUGUAUUAUAAAAUAUAUCACCAGACAGGUAGACAGGGCACACGGCACGACUACAUCACUAUACGAGAACGAAAUAAAGCCAUCCUUACCUGAAUUAUUCAAAAUAUUGUCGAUCAUUCUUGCGCCAGAGACACAAAAUAACACCGUGCUUUAUUUACCCAUUCAUCUUCACAAAUAUUACUCGGAAUUUUUAUGGAAAUUCGCAUUAUUUUAUGAUUUUUAUAUUUCUGUCCGUUUAUAACAGUCGCCAUGUUGUGAACAAACCCCCCCGGGAACAAAAAAAUAAUAUCAAAACAGCUAGUUUUGGCCCGUCCGUGGAUGACAGAAUGACAUAAAUCGAGAUUGUAGCAGCUAUAAACUCGGCGGUCACGUGGUAAGCACACCACGUGUAGAGAUUAGUGUGCUGCCGAGCUACGCUCGGCAGCAAUAAUACUGUAUAUCAUUGAUUGUAUUGGUAAUUGGUAUGUCUUGCAUGAUUUGUAUAAAAGAACUGGCCGACAAAAUCCGAUCUAGACGAAAAACUCGUCUAAAAUUCGCAUUCAGAGAGAUAAAUGAGAUGGAUAAAGUUCACGGAAAGGUCAUAAUUUCUAGAUGACGCCAUAACCUGGGCCAUGAAUUGUCAGUGUCUGUCUUUGCCAGUGUAGGUAGUGUCAAUCAAAUGAACAAGCUUUCGUUGGAAGGGAUGCAACUACCUGAAAAAUAUAAGGAGGAUUUCGACGUUUCGAGCGAAGGUCAGUGAGUUCGUCAUAGCGGUCUUAGUGACUCCAGACGAAGGGCCAUCGCUCGAAUCGUCGAAAUUCUCCUUAUAUUUUUCUGAUUUCAUUUUAAAACUUUCUUUCCUGACUAAAUCAAUACAUCAUAUUUUAUACUUCAGGUACUACAGGUGUACUUAACAGCGAAAUGGACAAUGAGAUAAACUUGAAAAAAGCCCAUAAGAGAUACCAACGUAGCGUGUUCUCUGGUAGCACAGGAACCACUCUUAUCCAUAACAUCGAAGUCAACUCGGAAUAUCCCCUCGUGUCCUUCAUUACCAUGAUCGCACCCUCACCUGAUUGGUUCGUUGGUGUACACGACUAUAAUUUAUGCAACACGACAACAGGGAAAUGGUUAGACUCGAUAACAAGAGAUUUGCCACCCUAUGAUGCAGGCACUGACAGUGGACCUAACUUUGAUAGUCGAGAUCAAAGAACAAAUCCAAAAGAAAAUAUCCAUCUGCUUACAAACAACACAGAAGGAUCGUUCAAAGGCGAUAAACCCGUAAGGAGAUUUGGAACUUUCACUUUUGUGAAGACCUAUAAUGAUUCCAACCCAAUUACUACUAUAAAGCCACCUUCAACCAUGCAGCCAAGCCAAGCAAGCAUCGCUUCAUCGAAGCCAACCAACCAAGCAACCAACCAAGCAACCAACCAAGCAACCAACCAAGCAACCAACCAACCAAGCAACCAAAGCCAACCAAGCGUCACCACCACCAGUGCAGCAUGCUCUGUUAAACAGCUUGGCUAUGCAGUUUUUGCUAUGAUCCUUGUAAAUUUCUGUUUGUAG